UUUGUUUUCCCACAUCCAGCUGUUCACAAAAUGGCGGCCACGGCGCUGGCAGGCUGCGGGGUGGACGGGCCCGUGAUGGAGGCGAAGAAGUUCGAGUAUUUCUCCUCCAUCAACUCCAUGGCCCGGAAGAUCAUGCAGGAGCGGGAGAAGAUCAAGGAGCAGUUCGGGCCGGCCUGGGAGGACAUGAGCCCGGCCGAGCAGGACACGGCCAUAGACGACGGCAUGAUGGACCCUAAGGUCCGCGCCCGGUACGCCAUGCACCGACUGGACCGGGAGGAGGUGAUCUGCUACCCCAAACUGCUGAUCCAGACCGGACAGAAGAUCGUACACUUCGGAGAGGAGGAUUUAACUUGGCAGGACGAGCACUCAGCACCCUUCUCCUGGGAGACCAAAAGUCAGCUGGAUUUUAGUGUAAUCUCUGGAGCUCCAGAGACAGUCCUCUCGUCCUCUGUGCCCGAAUCCAAACCCAAGACAUCCCAAAGCAGCCGGCGGGAGGAGGAGUCCUCGUUCUGGAAAAUCAGUGCUGAACGUUCCAGGCUGGAGGGAGAAAAGGCAGAUUUCCAGUCUCUGACCCCUAGUCAGAUAAAGUCUCUGGAGAAAGGAGAAAAGCCGCUGCCUUCGUACCUGCGGUCGGACGCCGGCGGGGAGGAGCAUCAGGCUCCACAGGUUCCUCAGGUCCCUCAAGUCCCUCGACCCGCAAAGCAGAGGGCCCCUAAACCUCCGGCACCUCCCCCACCUCCACCUGCACCCAUCAGCGUCACCCCUGCAGCCCUGAAUGUCGCCCCUGCCCCUGUCCUCCUCCCUCCGGCGCCAUCUGGAGGCUGGGAGAGAUCCCAGAGCACGCUGCCCGCUGCCAACAGCCCGCUGGAUGAUGUGUUUAGCCCAGGAUUAACCACCAAGACUCAGCCUCACCCCAUUCCAGCUAAACAGCCAGAGAGAACAGAAAACACGACACCAGCUGCCAGCCCUACCUUCUCACAAUUUAAUACAAGUAGCUCUAUCCUGAAGACUGGCUUUGACUUCUUGGACAACUGGUAACACUUAAACACACACGUGGAGCAGUGGAUCCAUUCCUGAGAUAACGGACCUACAACCUUCUCACACUACAGAGCAGUUCCUCAUUAUUUAUAGAUUCUAAUUAAAGCUACAGUCAGUCUGUUAUGUAUACUGAACUAUGUUUUUACCUAUCGAUCCUCAAUUCUUACUGUGCGUUAUUGAAAUAGGGCAUGGCGGUGAAAAUACUUUGACAGCAUUCUAAAUAAGUUGACAGCAUCCAAAAAAUUAAGAUGUUAAUCAGUGGAAGACAUCUAAAUUCAUUCUCUAUUUAAUUUUCCCCCAUUGUUCAACUCUAACGUUUUCAACUUAUUUCAGAUUUUGAUUAUAGUGAACUCUAAUACUCAAAUGAAGGAAUGUAUUCCUGAAUCUUACUGAUUGUAGCUUUAAAAUACCAACUGUGUCUGAUACUCUGCUUUAUUCACUAUUCCCUACAUGAAACAAUCCAAAAGGCUCUGAUUGAAACAUUUAUACAGCAUUUCAGUUGCUUUUCAUGUUCAGGUUCAGUUUAUGUUGAAACACAACAUGUGUUGUUACAGUGCACAGAAAAUUUGGCACUAGAUUUUCUAUCGGGUUUUAAAAUGGAUUUUUUUUUAUGUAGUGCACUAUAUAGUGAAUAGGGCACGGUUUUGGACGCAGAUACAGUUAUUCACUCUUUCUUAGCUCAAUUCCUGUUCAUACACACUUACUAUACACUAGGACUGCACGAUAUGGAUAAAAUCUAAUAUUGCGAUUAUAUUGCUGCAUAUUAAGAGUGUAGUAUUUCUUUCAGUGUGUUAAAAAUAUUAUUUUAAUAAAUAGGAUGAAAGGUGCAUCAAUUUGAAAAUGUAUUUAGUCCAUCAGAUAUCAGUCAGUAAUUAACCAAUUAUAUAUCGUGCAGCCCUAUGCUAAACCUUUUCUUUCAUGUUGUUAAAUGAAUGAACAUGGAUGAAUGUGUGAGUAAUAGGGCAAUAAUAUGUACAGCUACCAUUCGAUCUCCAUGUGAACUGGAUAAGACCCUGAAAGGGGUCUAUGUGGAAGGUGAUGAAGCGAUACUUUACCCAAAAGUGCUAGUUCGAAAGCAUUGCAGGAUUUAUGCAAGGAUAAAGAAAUGGCUGGUUUGCCUUGUUAGCGUGUGAGCAUUUUUAGAUGUGGUAUUCCUUUGAGUGUUUCUUGUUUGUUUCUUCUCUUUACUGAGCAGUCUGCCUUGUAGCUCUGCCUCACUGCCUGGCGUUUCCUUCUUUCUCUUUGUUAUUUAGACCUCAGUACUAGUGCUGCAAUGCUUUAGAGAGCAGAUAUGGAUGUACACUAGCAUGGUUUUAAAGUGAUGCAUUUUACACUACAAGCAUAUGUCAAUUUUGUAGACUUUUUAUACACAACCUGUCUUUCAUUCGUUUGUUUGUUGUUUUUUGUUUAUGAUCAUGUAUUGCGCUCUUGACUCUUUUUUUUUUUUGUUCAGAUUUGUAUUUAUGAGGCCUCGUCCCAAAUCCUCUAAAACGAUAUGUUUCCUUAUCUUGGCAGGAGAAAGACUGAGCAAGGACCAGAUGUAUUAAAAGUUGCAUGUGUACAGUAAAAUAACAGGCUGUGCCUGAAGGUUUAGUCUGUGUGUUGAUUGCUGUUUGUGGCCUGAGCUGUAGCUCCAGAAUUAGAUUCAUCAUAUUGUUACUGGUACAUUUAAAACUUGGGCUUUUUUUUUUUUUUUUGAGGGCCAGAUGCAUUUUGAUAAAUGCUUAUUAUUCUACUUAUUCCGGCAUGUUUCUUUUCCAAACACCCGGUUUUCUCUGUGUAAACAAUGGGAUAUAAAAUUCCAUUCACUUCAAUUUAGUCUGUAACAUUAAACUAACUGUUGAUUAUGCCUUGGCAGGUUAAAACAAAAGAAAUACUUUGGUGAAAUGUCAGUUAAUUGUGAUUGAUCACCAGAUGUAGUAGAUUACACAAGACAUGUUUGGUACCUAAAAUUUGUUUCUCAAGUUAAGAAAAGACAUGCUAGGCUAACAGGUACUGGAUGUCACAAUCAUCAACAAAAAAUUAAACUGUCCAGAUAUAAUUUCACCAAUAAUUAUUAAAUAUGUUAUAUAACACCUCAGCUGUCAUAUUGUAAAAUAUAUGUUCCAUACCUUACUUUUUUGCUGAUUUUAUCUGUUAGUGUUCAUGGUGAAAAGCCUUUUCAGCAAACAUCUGGUCAGAUAUUGAAGGAAAACAAUUUGGAUUCAAGCAAUACAAACUAAAGCAGCUGUUUUUAAUCCCAGGACCGCACACUCAGCACGUUUUUGUGGAUUUUCCGCUCUGACACACCUGACUCGGCCUAGGAUAGUUUUGAUAAGCUUACUGAGGUGUCCUAGAGAAAUGGGGUGGGCAGGAACUGGGACUAAGCACAGCAGAUCUGAAAAAUCAGAGAUUUUUGCUUGCGCUGGGCAUCUGGCAAAGCAGGCAAGGAUGAGGAAAGUGUUGUUGAGGCUUGUGGACGAGGCAAAACACUUGUACACAUGAAAUAAACCAUGUGUUAGAGCUGGUAUUCCUGCAUUCUGAUAUUGUUAAUGCAAAAAGAUAAUAAAUAUUGGGUACCUCAA
Astyanax mexicanus (Mexican tetra) is the source of this 3602-nucleotide messenger RNA. RefSeq names its product chromosome 1 C1orf198 homolog (gene c1h1orf198). The transcript has 4 exons. Lineage: Eukaryota; Metazoa; Chordata; Actinopteri; Characiformes; Acestrorhamphidae. Bases 31 to 1038 code for a protein of 335 amino acids. The record is from RefSeq and is a predicted model, not a curated record.